AUGGGGGAUUUCUCCUCACAGUUCCGGUUUGCUGAGGAGAAAGCAUGGGAUGGUGGAGCGUCGUGUCCAAAACAGAACCCAGCACUUUACGUGGAUAGUGAGUCACUGGUUCGAGCCCUUCAAGAACUGCCCGUCUCGCUGCCACUCAAUGUUGCUGCUGAGUUGGUUCAGGCCACGGUUCCUUUGGGGCUUCCCCAAGUGAAACCAAAGAGAAGUGAUGGUGGCAAGGGACUAGGGAUGCAACUACAGGGGCCCUUGGGGCCUGGAGGAAGGGGGCCCAUCUCUGAGCUGAAAUCUGCCGUGUCCCUGGGCAAAGACAGCUUGAGUCCAGGUCCUGCUUGGGGUUCUCAGCAACCCGCUUCCCCAGCGCAGUCAGCAGCAGACCACCUGGAAGCAGAACUAGAUCUGUCGCUUAGUUUAGAUGUGCCAGCAAAAGAGGGAGGUGACGUCUUUCUGGAUCAGACCUCUCAGGACCUGAAAUCUGAGAAAGCUGGUGAGGCGGCCCAAGAGGAAAAAGUUUCUGCAAAACCAUCUGUGACUGAAAAGAACGUGGAACCUGAGCAACCAUGAACAUCAAAAAAUGUUACCGAGGAAGAGCUGGAAGACUGGUUGGACAGCAUGAUUUCUUAAAAAAAAAAAAAAAAAAAAAAAGAAAUGCCUGAGGCAAAUUUUGGUUGCUUUCUAAGUAAGAGCAGACAUGAAAAAAUUUACUAUAUCUACUUAGUAACAUGUCAUAAGGGCAUACUCCUCAAAAUAUAGCUAGCAUUUUCAGUGCAUUAAAUGAGCAAUGGAUGUCUUGGGAAAAGAAGAGUUUGGAGAGAACCUGGAAGCAAAGAAAGAAAGGUUAGAAGAAGUGCAAAGGUGUCAAACUCCCUGCCCAGUGCACAUACUGGAGCAAUAGGCAGGGCCAAGUGAAGGCUUCAGAGAAGAACAAGUCUUUGUAAUGAAGACGGUGAUCCUAGGCAAACGGGGCUGUGUAUGCUACAGGAAAAUUAUUAUUGAGAAUUUUUUUUGUUUGCACCAGGAAUCAGACUAGGUGUUGGAAGGCAGUAGUAGGCAGACCAGAAUUCCCUGAUCUCAUGGUGUAUACAGUCUGGCAGAGAUGACAAAUGUUAAAUGAAUAAUUACAAAUAAACCACGAAUAGUCAAAGUACUAAGAAGGAGACACACUAGGUAUGUGAUUGCUCACGGAGGACCUAAUCCAAUCCAGGGGCCAGGGAUGUUUCUUGGAACUGAAAUGCAAAGGAUAAAUACUAGUUCAUUAGGUACAAAGAAGAGCAAAGAAUAUUCCAGGUGGAAGGAACGGUGUGUGAACAUCAAUAAGUAGGAAGGGGAUGCCAUAUACAAGAGAAGGGGUGAGCCUGGUGUGUCCGGGGGAAGGCACUCACCUUUGUCAGACUCUGUACCCUGGGAUACUAUCACUUGAGUUAUAAACAACUUAAAUUUGAUGCCAAUUAGAACUUCCUUAAAGCUUAUUAGCUUGCUUCUUGGCCAUAGUUAGGUUGUGAAGAAAAGCAUUGUAAUAGUACCUUUUUAUUUCAUUGAAGAUGAAUGUCAGGAUAAUAGUUAACGUUAUCAUGGUAGGUUGGGUCAAGGACAUUCCAGGUAGAUCAAAGCACAAAGUCGCAAUUAAAUUACUACACUUUUCUCUAUAUUAUUAUUUGUUUUAUGCCUAAGAACACUGAGUAAUGCAGUUUCUUUCAGAUCUCUUAAAAGACUGUGAUGUUGAUCAGGAUUAUUCUGGUUGCAAGUGACAGAAAUCCAAUUAAAAACUGCUACAACAAACCAGCCAAGUAAAAAAAGGAAUGUGUUUUCCCACAUUAUCUGUAAGUCCAGUGGCAGAUACUACUUCAGGCAAACUGGAUAGAAUGCUGUUGUAAGGAAUCUGUCUUUAUGUUUAAGCUCUGGUUUUCAAGAUGUUAGUUUCAUUCUAGGACAGUUUUCUGAUGUGGUGGCAAGAUGUCUCUCAGUUUCCCAGGCUUACUUUUUAGCAGCUCAGCAGCCCUGUAGGAAAGAAAGCCCCUUUUUUCUCAACAGUUCAACAAAAAUCCUGUGGUUAAGUCUCCUUUGAACACCUUGGGUCAUGUAACUAUACUUAAACCAACCACUGCAGCCAGAGCCCCAAGAUAUGCCAAUGGUCCAGACCAGUAUUACCUGGAGCCUGGAGAAGGCAUUGGAAGUCCUCAAAUCACCUGGCCUGAGAGUAAAGAGAGAUGUCAUGGCUUACCACAAGAAACUCAGGAUACUGUUAUUAAAGGAAAGUGAUAGAAUAGGGAUAAUGGAAACAACAAAUCUUUUUAACCCAACUUGAAUCUUUUUUUUUAGUCAUUGAGAAGUCAGUCUGUUUGGGGGGAUUUGAUGUAGUCUCACUUCACCCAAAGUCAAUCAUACUGAUUUGUUACUAUGAACUUAAUGAAAAAUCCAAAAUGUCUCGUAAAUAAUUGUAUACAAUUUUAUCUUAUGCAGAGUUAUGCAUAAGGCAUAUUUUAAGGCUAAAGCUAAUAUUAUAGUACUAUCAUAAAGCUUAAAAAGUUAAUAUAUUUAAUUGAAUAUGUGAAUGUAUUAACUGAUUUAAAAAUAAAGGAAAAAAUAUAUAGGAUUUUUAUGGGCAUGAAGAAAAGUCAUUGAGAAGUGGCUCCUACAGUUUUACACAUCAGUAGAAAAAAAAAACAGUUUCGUAAGUUUUAAACACAAGCCAUCACAAGGAACCUUAGACAUUAAAACAUGCAGUUAGAGCUUGAUUGUGUUGGCCAAGUUAUCUUUAAUGUGGUUCAGUCUUAAAGUCUCUGUGGAGUUUUUUUAUUCUGAUAAAAUGAAAUGUGGGAGACCAAGAUUCUGAAAUCUGGAAACUCCUCCAAUAUUACUGUAACUGAGAAAAAUUCAGAGCAUGAAAUCUUAUGUUUAUGAAGGAUCAUUUUCUCUGAAUCCCUAUUUUAUCAGACUCUAAAUAAUUAUGCUGGCAGUUCAGAGAAUGUGGCUCCUAAAAUCCUAAAAUCAGAAAUGGUCAUGGUCCCAUUCUUACCAAAUGAGAGUGCAUUUUGAUACAUCAUAUCAACAGAGUGAGGGACAAAAACCAUAUGAUGAUCUCCAUAGACACAGCAAAAGUACUGACAAAGUUCAG
Molecule: messenger RNA, 3121 nt
Organism: Microcebus murinus (gray mouse lemur)
Lineage: Eukaryota; Metazoa; Chordata; Mammalia; Primates; Cheirogaleidae
Source: RefSeq, a predicted model, not a curated record